AUGCGCAAAGGCCUUGCAUCAGAAGAAAACUCCAAGCGAUCCUCUAUUUCCUCAACGAGACUGUCGAUCUUCCCGCGUCCCCUGGUUCGGGCCGCAGCAGCUACCUAUGGCGAGAGACUAGCCUACGCACAGAACACAUGGUGUAGCCUUGCGUCGAAGUUGUUAUCGAUGGGAAAAGGCACAUUGCUGUGCAGAUAUCCCUUCAUAAGUCUUGCGUCAUGGUGA
Messenger RNA from Sparassis crispa, 225 nucleotides. RefSeq lists its product as hypothetical. The transcript has 4 exons. NCBI's taxonomy places the organism in Eukaryota, Fungi, Basidiomycota, Agaricomycetes, Polyporales, Sparassidaceae. The record is from RefSeq and is a predicted model, not a curated record. The coding region runs from base 1 to 225 and encodes 74 amino acids.